This is a messenger RNA of Drosophila melanogaster (fruit fly), 3922 nucleotides long. RefSeq lists its product as uncharacterized. The coding region runs from base 555 to 1478 and encodes 307 amino acids. Gene Ontology annotation, molecular function: RNA binding; nucleic acid binding. The record is from RefSeq and is marked reviewed. NCBI's taxonomy places the organism in Eukaryota, Metazoa, Arthropoda, Insecta, Diptera, Drosophilidae. The transcript has 3 exons.
UGGCAGAUGCAUCGAUGUUUUUUAACAUCACUAAUCACUAGUAGCGACAGUUUUUGCAUAAAAUACAAUUAAAUAAUAAAGGGCCAUCGCCGAAGCUGCAAAAACCAGGUUUUACACUGCUGCAAUUGCUGAAGAGUCUAGUUUAGGUGCCACUCGAAAACAAUACCGGAAAGUGUUACGCGAAAGCCCAGCAGAGCCCCAAAGAAUCAGCCCAAAAGUGAAAGCCCCCAGAAAAAGUAAAGUACAAAAGAGCGAAAGGAAGAGCCAGAGAGGUAAAGAAAGAGAGAGCGAAGAGCGUUGAAAAGAGUCUGUGCGAGAGAAAAACGAUUUUUUCAACUCCGCGAAUCCUUGGUCAUAUUCCGUGUGCAAAUCCUGGUAAAUCGGGAAGUGAAGUGAAAUACUAGGACCAGGACAAGAACGCCGUCAAGAUUCUCGGGCCCAUCUACAGCGGUAUCCAGAUCCAGAGCCACGGCCACCAGGACGCAGAAUCCACCUACAGCACCUACAGCACUCCACUAGCCGCCACCACGCUCCACAAACAGCCAGCAGCCAUUAUGUUCGUCAACUCCAUGACGUUCCGCGGCAAUCCGGCGAACUACCACCAGCAGCAGCCGGCCCUGAACCACCACACGCUGGCAGCGGCGCACCACCAGCAGCAGCUGCACCACCACGCCGCUGCAGCUGGUCACCUGAGCCACGUCGGCGGUGGGCACGCAGCCAGUAACCACCUGGCGGCCGCCGCUGUUCUCGGACGGCAUGGCCACAACUCCCUGGGCAGCGGGCACACGUCCACGUCCUCGCACUCGGCCAAUGUGGGCGUGGGAGUCGGCGGGGGAGCUCUGGCUAGCGGCUCCACUGGGGGCAGCGGAGGCAACAGCUCUCCGGACAGUGGCAAGAUCUAUAUCAAGAACCUGGAGCGGUCCAUCGACAACAAGGCGGUGUACGACACGUUCUCGGUGUUCGGAAACAUCCUAAACUGCAAUGUGGCCAAAGACGAGGAUGGCAAUUCACGCGGCUAUGGGUUUGUGCAUUUCGAUUCGGAGGAGGCCGCCCGAGCGGCCAUCGAGAAGGUGAAUGGGAUGCUGUGCAAUAAUCAGAAGGUGCAUGUGGUCAAGUUCAUACCACGGCGGGACCGGGAGCAGGAGAAGGCCACGCACUUCAAGAAUCUGUAUGUGAAGAACCUCAGCGAGGAGUUCACCGAGCAGCAUUUGCGCGAGAUGUUCGAGCCCUACGGCCGCAUCACCAGUCACAAGCUCAUGCUGGACGAGGAGGGGCGCUCCCGGCGUUUCGGUUUCGUCGCCUACGAGAACCCACAGUCGGCGCUGGCCGCCGUAAUUGGCCUGCACGGCAAGCAGCUGGGCGACAACAAGUUCUUGUACGUGGCAAGAGCCCUCAGCAAGGCCGAGCGGCAGCAGGAGAUCAAUCGCAAGCUGGAGGAGCGCAAGCGGCAGAAGGCCGGCCAGAUAUUCUACUACUAAGGCUUCGGCGGCGGCAGCUGAUCCAAGGACAUCGCUAGGAGUUGACUUGGAACCCACACACAUACAAUACACACCCAUAUAUAAACCUAUAUAGAUAUUUACGAGAAAUUGUAUCGAGCAGCUAGGCGGACAUUCAGGCAGCAGACGGACGGGAGGCAGCUCCUUCGCAUAUACACUUAGAUGUAGGCAAAAGUCUUGCAACACAGUUGAAAUUUAUAGAAAGAACACAGGGCAGAAACAAAGGGAGGGAGAGGCAGAAAACGAGCUCUCAACCGAAAGGAUUUUCUAGGCAUUAGGACAACAAUUUCUUAGCACUCACUAGCGUUUUUUUGGAAUUAGAUGUUUGUCUUUACUGUUGAAUUUAGUGAGCAGGGGCUUUGCUGUCAGCUUCUCGCCUAAAGAACACAUUGCGUACACACACGUAUUUCGAAAUGUAUUUACCCACACAAGGCCAACUUUCACACUGGCCCCUUGGCAUUAAGUCUAGAUCGUGCGAUCGCAACUAGAGCUACGCCCAGCUCAGUCCUGGGCAACAUAUGAAUAUUUACACUUACCUAAUAUAUAUGUAUUAAAACCAAACUAAACCAAGAAACAAAGCAAAACGAAAACAAACAAAAAAAGAACAAAAAACAAAAUGGAAAAACGGAAAAAAUACAAUUGAUGUAACCCCUAUUAACAAGUGAAGCACCCACUCCACGUAUAUACAUAACAUAUACAUAUAUCUAAUGUAACUCCACACGCUGUAGUUAGAAAGCGUUUAUAAUACUCACAACUCCCUACGCUAUAACUAAACUUUUGACGAGGAAAUCAAGUGCAACCAUUGCGAAAGCGAACCCUACACGUAAUUUAUAGAGUAGACGCCGAUGCGGACGAGGAAUAGGUCAGAGCUGGAGAGGAGAGAUCCGAUAUGGAAUUAGCAGGGGCCCAGCGCCUAUCCUGCGGACAGUACAUGAGUAUUAAAAUUUUAGCGAUUACAAGACAUUUUUGUAAUUAAUUGUACAUUGUUUCAAGUAGCAGAAACUAAAGUGAAACCACAAAACAGGACAGCAAGACAGUAACGACCGUAAUGUAACGUGAACAAGAUGAAAGUGAAAAACUAAUUGAAUGUAACCAAUCCAAGAAGAAGUGUACACAGUGCAAUGUUUAAAUCUUUUAGAAUAUUAUUAUGGAUACAAGGCACGAAAGAAAUCGCAAAAUCGAAAUAAUUCAAAGCACGCUGUAUGUAGGCAGGCGUGUGUACAAGUUUGAAAUGAAAGCAAAUACAUGCAUAAUUUAAGAUUAUUGAGCUUAAUUUUUAAAGUGUUUCCGAGAACAGAAAACGAGAGCAAAGUGAAAAGUAAGAGGAAAUUAUUAAGAUACCCUACAACGCUAAACUCACUCGAAAUUUGUAAGAUUCAAGUUUUGCGUCUAGACAUAUACACAAUGUAUAGUUAAACAGUACCACACACAAAAGAGGAAAAUUAAACGACAUAAAAUAGUUAUAACGAUGGCAAUAUUUAGGAUGGCAUAAUUAACGAACCCUCAUUUGACCAUAUUUAUUUCCAUUACACUUCAUUUUGAGCUUAGGUUGCCCGCUCCCCGGGGAGCUGGCGAUGUUACGACUCUAGUUUCCAGGACAAAGUAGGAUUAGGCCUCCACAGUGUAACUCACACAGAACAUAUGCAAUAUGAAUUUACAAGACAAGCAGGAGAAAUUACGCAAUUGAAUAAUAUUUACACGAAUGUACAAAACAAAAGAGAAAGAAAUGAAAUUUAUUUUCCUUUGCCAAGCAAAUGCAACAUACUUCUUAUUAUUAUUAUUACGAAUUAUAAUUGUAAUCGAACUUCAUCUUUGGUAAUUGCUUUUGCAGAAUUUACCUAAAAACAAAAUAAACGAGAAACUAAGGAAAGAAACACCCAAGGAUAACCCUUUUAUAGUGCUAAAUUUUUAGAGUACAAGAAAUGUUUGUUCAGUCUCACAAAAUUAAUUGAUAGUCCCAUUUCGAGUCCCAUUUUGAAUCCCACACUCCACACCAAGUUUAAUCAAUUGUGCACGUUUGCUAAUGAGACACCACCAUGCCACACCACACACGACACCUGCAUUCGAAUCUACUCACAAGAUCCUAGUUUAUUUGAACCUUUGCUUGGACUGGGGCGUUUGUGCCCCUCGAAGUCCGAUUUUAAUGACUAGCGAACCCACAAGGAGCACAGAUAAUAGCGACACGGAUGGCGUAUAAUAUAUGCAUUAUAUAUGUAAUUCCAUUGAAGCGAAAUCCUAAUUAUAACAUAUUACGAAUACCUACUUAUUAACAAACCUAAAAACAAUCGAAAAUGAAUAAUGAAAAAUGAAAAAUGAAAAAGAACAAGAAACGGAAAACAUUUAACGAUGAAAAUCAAGAUGCAGUGAGCAGAGACAUGUGAAACUUGAAUAAAAAAAUGCUUUUGCAAAAAGUGUUUGAAAUUGCG